Staurois parvus is the source of this 282-nucleotide messenger RNA. The record is from the annotation of a GenBank genome assembly. NCBI's taxonomy places the organism in Eukaryota, Metazoa, Chordata, Amphibia, Anura, Ranidae.
AUGGUGGUGGAGGGCUUCAUUCCAGAGGACUGUACAGAUUUUGCCAUAAACUUGGGAACAGAUGAGGAGAAUUUUGUGCUACACUUUAAUCCUCGAUUUGACCUUAACGGAGUCAAGCACAAGUUAAUCUUGAACUCGAAGGUGAACAAUGUUGGAGAAGAGCAGAGGGAAAGUUUCUUCCCCUUCAUGGAGGGAUCAGACAUCAUGGUUUGCUUCCAGUUUGCGCUAGACAAGAUCACCAUACAGUUACCUACCGGAAAUCCUUUCUCAUUUCCAGACUGA